AUGUCGCGAUAUAUGCAAGUCUUGGCAUGUCGAUUUCAUCCAACCUCUGAACUUAUUGAAGAUUAUAGAGCAGGCGAUAUGAUCUGUUCACAAUGUGGCCUUGUUGUAGGCGAACGAAUGAUCGAUGUCAGUUCUGAAUGGCGUGAUUUUGGAGAUGAAUCAAACUCAAAAGAUCGAAGCCGUGUUGGUAGUGCUCAAAGUCUACUAUAUGAUUAUGAUAAUUUUCUAACUACGAUAUCAAUUGGAACAAGUGCAGGAGCACGUAAUGAAUUAGGAAAACAAAAAUAUAGACAAAUGACAAGUCAAACAUCAUCUGCCGAUAAAGCAUUACGAAAUGGUCAUGAUGCUAUUCGAGCUAUGGCUGCACAUAUUCAUUUAACAAAGAAAAUUAUUGAUCGAGCAUUUCUAAUAUAUAAACAUUGCUAUGAAAAAAAAUGUUUACGUGGCUAUUCACCAGAAGCAAUUAUUGCUUCAUGUAUUUAUAGCGCUUGUCGACAAGAAGGUUCACCACGUACAAUGAAAGAAAUAUGUGGUGUUGCAAAGAUAUCCGUAAAAGAUCUUGGUCGGUGUUUUAAUAAAAUCAAACUGUCUUUACCAGAUUCAUCUGUAAUUCAAUCCAUUGAUAUCAAAGAUUUGGUGCCUCGUUUUUGUAAUCAACUUGAACUUAAACAAGAAAUACUUAUACGAAAAACAGCUAUGCAUAUUGUUGAACGUGCAAAUGAAAUUUGUGAUAUUCAAGGUCGUGCACCAAGUUCUGUGGCGAGUGCAGCAAUUUAUAUGGCUUGUCUAGCUGCAUGUGAAAAGAUAACAAAAGAAGAUAUUCAAAAACCAACCGGUGUUUCCGAAGGUGUAAUACGAGAUGUAUAUAGACUUAUGUUACCUCAGGCUGCUAAAUUAUUUCCAACUGAUUUUGUAUUUAAAUGUUCAAUCGUUAAUUUACCAAUGCUUUAA
This is a messenger RNA of Rotaria sp. Silwood1, 951 nucleotides long. NCBI's taxonomy places the organism in Eukaryota, Metazoa, Rotifera, Eurotatoria, Philodinida, Philodinidae. The record is from the annotation of a GenBank genome assembly.